Herpailurus yagouaroundi (jaguarundi) is the source of this 547-nucleotide messenger RNA. It is a transcript of the gene PVALEF, whose product is annotated as parvalbumin like EF-hand containing. Lineage: Eukaryota; Metazoa; Chordata; Mammalia; Carnivora; Felidae. Bases 1 to 405 code for a protein of 134 amino acids. Gene Ontology annotation, molecular function: calcium ion binding. The transcript is spliced from 4 exons. The record is from RefSeq and is a predicted model, not a curated record. Gene Ontology annotation, cellular component: cytoplasm.
AUGGACGAGGACUUCUCCUCUCAGAUGAAGAAGAUGGCCUUGGCCAUGGGCACGUCCCUGUCAGACAAGGACAUAGAGUUGCUGCCCACGGACAUGAGGCAUCACGGCUCCUUCAACUACCUCAAGUUCUUGGAGUACAUGCAGAAGUUCCAGGCCUCGGGGCAGCUGGAGAGCGCCAUCCGCCAGGCCUUCCAGACUCUGGACAAGGACAAGAGUGGCUUCAUCGAGUGGAACGAGAUCAAGUACAUCCUGUCCAUCGCCCCCAGCAGCACGCCCACCGCCCCGCUGACGGACGAGGAGGCAGAGGCCAUGAUCCAGGUGGCAGACACGGACGGGGACGGCAGGAUCGACUUCGAAGAAUUUUCUGACUUGAUCAAAAAGGAGAAAGUUCCAAAGAAGAAGUAGUACCACACCCAGCCCUGGGCCAGAGGAAGCUACCCCAUGGGGCAUCGCGGGGUGUUUGUGUGCCCGAUCAAGGAGGCCAUGGGGGUGGACACAGCAUGUGCCAGGGAAAUGGAAGAAAAAUGUCAUUAAAUGAACAAUGCAG